AGAAGAUCCUAGAACUUACCACCAGGAUCACUGAGCUGCUGAGCGGAGAGGUUCCUAUAAGGUGUCAGGAUGUUGCUGUCUUUUUCUCCGUGGAAGAGUGGGAGUAUUUAGAAGUACAAAAGGAACUGUACAAGAAUGUCAUGAUGGAGAAUCACCAGUCCCUCACAUCACCAGAACGUUUUGUUUCAUUUUCCAGGUGAAUACGGGAUGGUAUUUUUGAAUAAGCAUCUUCACUUAUCUCCCUUCCAUGAAGCAAAAGAUAACAGUACCACACAAGCUAAUUCAACAACACCUAAUGUACCCUCAGUUCUUCACAGUGGAGAUCUAUCCUCCAAUACGAAUGGAGACAAGAAACCUUCAUCUAGUCAGUCACUGAUUGGCAGAAUGGGAACUAAACCGACACGUGGGAAACAUUGUAAAAAGAAAUCUAAUCUUUCUUUGCGUAAGAGAAAUCAUGGAACAUUUUUAUGUUCAGAAUGUGGGAAAUGUUAUGAUCGGAAAUCACAUCUUGAGACCCAUCUGAGAAUUCACGUAGGGGAAAAGCCAUUUUCAUGUCUUAAAUGUGGGAAAUGUUUUAGUCAGAAAUCAGAUCUUUAUAGACAUCAGCGAUCUCACACAGGGGAGAAGCCAUUUUCAUGUUCUGAAUGUGGAAAAUGUUUUAGUCAGAAAGCAGAUCUUCGCAGACAUCAGAAAGGUCACACAGGGGAGAAGCCCUAUUCAUGUUCAGAAUGUGGGAAGUCUUUUAUUCAGAAAUCACAUCUUGUUACACAUCAGAGAACUCACACAGGAGAGAAGCCAUUUAUGUGUCCUAAAUGUGGUAAAUAUUUUAGUGAGAAAUCCGUGCUUGUAGACCAUCUGAGAACUCACACAGGGGAGAAGCCAUUUUCUUGUCCUGAAUGUGGGAAGUGUUUUAGUCUAAAAUCGUGUCUUGUUAGACAUCAGAGAACUCACACAGGAGAGAAGCCAUAUUCAUGUCCUCAAUGUGGGAAGUGUUUUAGUCUGCAAACGUGUCUUGUUAAACAUCUCAGAAGUCACACAAGGGAGAAGCCAUUUUCAUGUUCAGAAUGUGGCGAAUCGUUUGUUUAUAAAUCAAGACUUGCUAAUCAUCAGAGAACUCACACUGACGAGAAGCCACUAUAGUUCAGAAGUACAGGGCUUAAUGUAACUCACAUAUUCUUAUUACAGAUGGCAGGAUCCAGAAGCAGUUAUAGAUGCAACCCAGCAGUGAUCGCCAGUUCGCAGUGUUCACCAGCGAACACAUGCGGGCUGCCAUCUUUAGUAAGGUAGACUCACCCGUCCGGCGAUGCACAGGUAAGCCCUUACCUGUGCCUGGGCCGGGAUCCGUCUGAAAUCAAACGCAGUCACAGGGAGCAGGCAGUUCCGAGAACAGCCGCUGGGG
This is a messenger RNA of Bufo bufo (common toad), 1399 nucleotides long. Its product is annotated as gastrula zinc finger protein XlCGF17.1-like. Lineage: Eukaryota; Metazoa; Chordata; Amphibia; Anura; Bufonidae. The transcript is spliced from 3 exons. Gene Ontology annotation, biological process: regulation of transcription by RNA polymerase II. Gene Ontology annotation, molecular function: RNA polymerase II cis-regulatory region sequence-specific DNA binding; DNA-binding transcription activator activity, RNA polymerase II-specific. The record is from RefSeq and is a predicted model, not a curated record. Gene Ontology annotation, cellular component: nucleus. Bases 208 to 1140 code for a protein of 310 amino acids.